GCGGAGGAGGAGGAGGAGGAGGAGAGCUGUGCGCGACGGGGCUGCAGCCGGAGCCCGCGCGGCCCUGAACUUUGCGCCGCUGCCGCCGCCGCCGCGAUGCGCUGAGAGCGGCCGGCCGGGAGCCCCAUCGCCGCCCGCCCGUCCCGCCAUGGGCGCCCUGGACGAGCCGCCGCCGCCUCCCCGCCCGGCGCCCCCCGACCCGCCGCGCUGCUAGGCGCCCCACUCGGCCGGCCGUCGGCGGGGGAAGCGGCGGGGGCGGCGCCGGGGCUCGCCCGGCCAACUUCGGCAGGGGCCGCGCCCGCCAGCCCCCGCAGCCGCCCCGGCCCAACUUUGCCUCCGCCGCCCCGGCCGGGACCCCUCGCCGCCCGGCCCCGGGAGCAGCAGGAGGAGCGGGGCGGCCGGAGAGUCCCCCGCGCCCGCCCGGCCCCGCCCCGGCCGCUAUGGCCAUGGUGACCGGGGGCUGGGGCGAGGCGGCGGGCGGCGGCGGCGGCGGCGGCGGCGGGGAGAGCAACGGCCUGGAGAAGGGCUACCCGCGGCCCGCCGAGGACGACUCGGCCUCCCCGCCCGGCGACCCGGAGCGCGGCGGGGGCCUGGAGGAGGAGAAGGCGGGGGCGGCGCCCGUGGACUGCGUGGUCUGCGGGGACAAGUCGAGCGGGAAGCACUACGGCGUCUUCACCUGCGAGGGCUGCAAGAGCUUCUUCAAGCGCAGCAUCCGCCGCAACCUCAGCUACACCUGCAGGUCCAACCGGGACUGCCAGAUCGACCAACAUCACCGCAACCAAUGCCAAUAUUGCCGGCUGAAGAAGUGCUUCCGUGUCGGUAUGAGGAAAGAAGCCGUCCAGAGGGGCCGUAUCCCCCCCAGCCACGCCAGCGCCAGCCCCAACGCGGUGCAGAGCGGGGACUACUACAACGGGCAGCCGGUCUCGGAGCUGAUCUCGCAGCUGCUGCGGGCCGAGCCCUACCCCAGCGCCCGCUUCAGCUCCCAGUACGCCCAGCAGGGCAGCGUGAUGGGCAUCGACAACAUCUGUGAGCUGGCCGCCCGGCUGCUCUUCAGCACGGUGGAGUGGGCGCGCAACAUCCCCUUCUUCCCGGAGCUGCCCGUCUCGGACCAGGUGGCGCUGCUGCGGCUGAGCUGGAGCGAGCUCUUCGUGCUCAACGCCGCCCAGUCCGCGCUGCCCCUCCACAUGGCGCCCCUGCUGGCCGCCGCCGGUUUCCACGCCGCCCCCAUGUCCGCCGACCGGGUGGUCUCCUUCAUGGACCAGAUCCGCAUCUUCCAGGACCAGGUGGAGAAGCUCAGCCGGCUGCAGGUGGACUCGGCCGAGUUCAGCUGCCUCAAGGCCAUCGCCCUCUUCACGCCAGACGCCUGUGGCCUCUCGGACCCGGCCCACGUGGAGAGCCUCCAGGAGAAGGCGCAGGUGGCACUGACGGAGUACGUCCGCUCUCAGUACCCCUCCCAGCCCCAGCGCUUCGGCCGGCUGCUGCUGCGGCUCCCUGCACUGCGGGCCGUCCCGGCCUCCCUCAUCUCGCAGCUGUUCUUCAUGCGCCUGGUGGGGAAGACGCCCAUCGAGACCCUCAUUCGGGACAUGUUGCUCUCCGGCAGCUCCUUCAACUGGCCCUACGGGACGGGGCAGUGAGUCCGGACAGGCGGAUGGACGCUGUGCCCGCGGGCCUCCUUGCAGCCACCCCUCCCUCCGGCCCCACCGAGACUUUGGAGGAGGGCCAGUUUGGCUUUUGUGGGACCCCCUUGGGAGGGGCGAGGCUGGAGAGCCCCCCCCCCCCCCCCCGCGGCUGAGAACAAAGCCCACCCCCAAUGCCAAGAGAGACCCGAGGUGGGGCUGCUUGGCUUCGUCUGUUUCUCCCGGGUUGCACGCCAGCCGUUUCUGUGCCACACGUAGCCGGAGGAGGAAGAGGAAGAAGGAGGCCUGGGGGGGGUCGGGGGGGGCUCUGGACCCCUCCCCCACCUGUUUGGUUCUUCCCAGCAUUCGCAUCAGCACCUUGAAAGGGGUGAGGAAUGGCUCCCCGGCUGUCUGGGCAGCUCUCCAAGGGCCUGGAGAAGAUCUGCCACGUUUCUACCCCCCUCAUUUCUGCCCUCAGGGGGGGUGGGGGGACGAGGAGGGUCCCCAAACAGAGGGCAAGUCGAGAGUGCUUGAAAAGGCCCCUUGGUGGUGGGGGGAGGGGGGCAGCUGGCUUGCAGCUCCCCUUUUGUAGCUGCAAAGGGCCCUUUUAAGGAGGGGCCCUGUCCUGCCAGGUUUCGACUGGCAAACUGGUCCUGGCCCCCCAUUUGCAUGGUUUCCUCAUGCAGGUUCCCCCCCCCCCCCGGACCCUCAUCAAAGAUUGCCCUCCCGAGGAAGCACCAAAGAGAACGGGCACUGUCUGAAUGCUCCCCAGGCAAAUGCGGGGGAAGGGGAUGCCCUUCUGUGUUGGGCCUGGCAUUUGGCCCUGGGCAGCCGGGGGCAUCAGCUGAAUUGUGGCCCCUGCAUUGCAGAAUUUGGGGCCCUUGUGAAGUGGGCUGCAGAGGGGCGGGGAGUGCCCUGGCAUGUGCCCCGGCCUGGAUCCUGGCCUUCCCCAGUGAUACUCCUCCCUCUCCCGAGGGCCACGGGGGCCCCCCCAUGCCCCUUUGGUCAGGGACAGCCUCUGCCUGGGCAGGUCGGUUGCCCCUGCUGGGGAAAUCCCCCUGAAGAAGCCCUGGUGGAAAAUUGGUCCUGCCAAUUAGACGCUGUUGCUCCUCUUCCUCGCCUCCCCCCUGCCCACCUUUUAAUUUCUUCCUCCCUCUUUUCAAAACCCGCAGUGGACACUCCCCCCUCCCCAAACACCAGGCUGUGCCAGCUCCCACAUUUGUGAAGAUGCUAUGCAAAACAUUGGCCUGCAUGCCCCUGCCAGCCACGCGUGGCCUCCCUCCUCGCCCGCCUUGGUGUUCCGGUGACCAUCGCCGGAUAUCAGUUCAGCUAACAUCUGUUUGAUCACUUUGUGGCCUUUUUUCCCCUCUUUUUUUUCUCUUCCCUUCUGCUUUCCCCUCUCCGUGUGUGUGUAUAUGACGGUCUCUUCAAAAAGCGUGUGAUGGAAAUUCGCCAUUAAACCCGUUUUGCAGACAGAGGAAACUGAGGCCACAAGGCCGGCUUUUCUUCAGUUGCCGAGAGUGGUGGGACUCGAUCUCAGGUCUCAGAAGUCUAAAGUACCGAUUGUAAUCUAUGCAAACUUUCUCUCUCUCUCUUUCUCUCCCUCCCCACUUCUCUCUCUCCAAAUUCCGGAUCAAGGAAGCGCCACUUCUGUGCUUGGAAUAAAAAUAUUUGGGUA
Pantherophis guttatus is the source of this 3294-nucleotide messenger RNA. It is a transcript of the gene NR2F6, whose product is annotated as nuclear receptor subfamily 2 group F member 6. The record is from RefSeq and is a predicted model, not a curated record. Gene Ontology annotation, molecular function: DNA-binding transcription factor activity; sequence-specific DNA binding; zinc ion binding. NCBI's taxonomy places the organism in Eukaryota, Metazoa, Chordata, Lepidosauria, Squamata, Colubridae. Gene Ontology annotation, biological process: regulation of DNA-templated transcription.